Messenger RNA from Cataglyphis hispanica, 1870 nucleotides. It is a transcript of the gene Set8, whose product is annotated as histone-lysine N-methyltransferase PR-Set7. The transcript is spliced from 6 exons. Bases 311 to 1465 code for a protein of 384 amino acids. Lineage: Eukaryota; Metazoa; Arthropoda; Insecta; Hymenoptera; Formicidae. The record is from RefSeq and is a predicted model, not a curated record. Gene Ontology annotation, molecular function: protein binding; histone H4K20 methyltransferase activity.
AGAGCAGUUCCACUGCGUCUAAUUGGAUAUCGGCCGUUGCACGCAAUAUGGCGACACAUCCGGCGCGUAGCUUGCUUGUAUAAUUUCAAGACUUCUGCUGCAAAAAAAGAGAGAGGAUUGUAAUCCGCAUGCACAGCUUGUUUGUAAAACAAAACGACGCAGCGAAGCCGAUAUACGCACGUUGACGAGACGCAUACGAAUUUAUCGCGUCGCGUCGCAUCACAUCCUCGCAUCACCGUUGCUGCCAACCGUAAACGCCGCUGUUAUUGCUGCCAUCCGUCCGUGAAUCGUGUUCUAUCAGUGAUUUAUCAUGUAUAGAACGACUCGGGCGUCGUCGCAUCGUACGAGAAACUGCACUGAUAACGUUGCCAAAGGAAAAUGGAAAUAUGAUAGAGAAAAAAAUAUAACUGUACCUUUGCCUGUGCAAAGUAAUGAUGCAAAUUCACUUGUGAAAAAGGAGAGUAAAUUAUUUGAUACUAGUAAAAAAGUGGCAGAUAGUGUUGAUAUAAUUAAACCACAAUCCAUAUUGGAAACUCAUAAAUCUUCUCCAAACACAAUUCAUUCUUAUCAAAAUUCAAAUGUGGAAGUUACGAAAGGAAAAAGUCCUGUGUCACUUGCUUACUAUUUUUUUGGAAAUGUGCAAGCUCUUUCAACCUGUGAAGCAAAAAAUAAGGUUAUCUCUGAUGUAGAACAAUUCAAAACAGAUGAGACACCGGUGGCUGUUCCAAUUCAUGGGCCAUCUACACCACAUAGAAUAAAUAUGCCAUCGGAAGAUAUAAAUGAAAAAGCUACAAUUACUACCAAUGAAAAGCAAUCUGUGAUUACAUUACGUAGCCCAUUGCAAGUUGUAAAAAAGUCUGCUCCACGUGGACGUAAAAAAGCAGCUUCCAAUCAAUCCAUCAAUCAUCGUUCACUCAAGCUACAGUGCGCUGAAACAAAUCAUUCGAUUACAGACUAUUUUCCAAUACGCCGUAGUGUCAGAAAAAGUAAAAAGACUGUAUUGGAGGAGAAACAACGUGAUUUAGAAAAUAAGGUACUUUGUCAAGUGGAGGAUGGCUUAGAGAUCAGAUAUUUUCCGGGUAAGGGUCGUGGUGUCGUAACGACGCGAGACUUUGCUAAAGGCGAAUUUGUAAUUGAAUAUAUCGGCGAGCUGAUUAAUCAGAGCGAAGCAAAAGAGCGUGAAAAAGUAUAUGCGCAAGAUCAAAAUACUGGUUGCUAUAUGUAUUAUUUUCAACAUCGUAAUCAACAGUAUUGUGUCGAUGCAACAGCAGAGACUAAUAAAUUGGGCCGUUUAGUCAAUCAUUCACGAAACGGGAAUUUGGUCGCACGAAUAGUCGAAGUCAAAUCGACACCACAUCUCGUACUUACAGCGAAGGAAGAUAUACCCAUCGGUGUAGAGGUUUCGUACGACUAUGGAGAUCGAAGUCGCGAAUCCAUUCGUCAUCAUCCAUGGUUGGCGUUAUAGCACUUUUCAUUUUAUUAUUUAUAUAACAUUAUGUUAGAUUGUACAGAAAGAAUAUUCUUAUUUCUAUUCCUCCUAUGAAGGAACAUUAUAUAUAGAUUAUGUAUAUGCUCUGAAUUGUGUACAAAUUGUCUUCAAAAGCAAAGCCACAACAUAUUUAGUAAUCGGAUAUGUAACUUUGCAAACUUUUAUGUUAGUGAAUUCCAAAAAUACUUUUUUUACAUCACUUUACGAAAUAAUUUGUUUGAGUGACUGUACAAGAGAAGUAAUUGUAAAUAAUCAAAUUUUUCUUAUAGUAAGAGUGAAAAAUGAUUAGAAUAUUUUAAUGUGCUUUCUUAAUACAUGACAUUUCGUCGAAUUCUAUUAUUAGAUUCGAUUUAAUAUUCUUUUAAUAAUGAUUUUUGAAAA